AUGCUACUCUCAAACAAUCACGAAAACUUCAAUUCGUUCAUCCUGCGGGAUGCGACAUCUCUGAUGGUAGUUGCAUCAUCACUGGCUUUCGUCUACUUCGCCACUACGGUCAUCUACAACAUCUACUUCCACCCGCUCCGCCACUUUCCGGGACCGAAACUGUAUGCAGCUAGCCGAUUACCGUAUGCGAUAGAUCUCCUUCGGGGGACUCUUGUAAAGAGGAUCACGGAGCUCCACAACAAAUACGGCGAAGUCAUUCGGAUCGCCCCUGAGGAACUCUCCUUCACCAGUGCAGACACGGCAUGGCAAGACGUCUACGGCUUCCGCGGCUCCAAGAAGCCCGAGAUGCAGAAGGAUCGCAAGUGGUACAGCACUGCUCCCAACGGCGUGACUUCGAUUAUCGAGUCCAAUCGCGAGGACCAUUCACGCCAGCGCCGAGCUUACUCUCACGCUUUCUCGGACCGUGCGUUGCGAGAACAGGAACCGCUAAUUCAGAAAUACAUCUCCCUGCUUCUACAGCGUUUGACGGAUCAUGCUGCUCAGGGAAACAUCGUAGAUCUCGUUCAGUACUACAACUACACGACGUUUGACAUCAUCGGCGACCUGGCCUUCAACGAGCCAUUCGGAUGUCUCGAGAAUGACAAGUAUCACGACCUCGUCCAAGGCGUGUUCGCCACGCUGCGAGGCUUCGCACUCAAGACAGCUCUUGCGUACUACGAUGUCCUUCGCUUGCUGGUCUACACACUCAAUCCGAGCGGUGCUCAGAAAGGCCCGAUUGAGUUCUUCAAGUUCACGAAGGACCGCGUGCGGAAGCGGCUGGGAACCGAGACUGCGCGACCGGAUAUCACGUCGUACGUCAGCGAUCAGGUGGAAUCCGGCAACAUCAGCGUGGACGAGCUAGAUUCCAACGCGCUUCUGCUGCUUAUUGCCGGUAGCGAAACGACCGCGACGGUUUUGUCUGGAACCACUUAUCUGCUGCUAAAACAUCCCGAAGUCAUGAAAAAGGUCGUCCGUGAGGUCAGAGACCAUUUCAAGAGCAAGGAGGAAAUCACUUCCGAGAGUGUGAGCCGCCUGACGUACCUCGUUGCCGUUCUGAACGAAGGAAUGCGCAUGUAUCCGCCCGUACCGACAGGAUUUCCACGGAUAGUUCCGGAGGGUGGAUCGACGGUCAGCGGGUAUUACGUGCCGGAGAAGACAUCGCUAUACGUAACGCAAUGGGCCACGUACCAUAGCGAGCGUAACUUCACCAAACCUGAGUCUUUCAUCCCGGAACGCUGGCUCGAGAACCAUUCGGGGUUUGAAAAGGACCGCAAAGCAGCGUUUUCGCCCUUCUCAUUUGGCCCUCGAGCUUGCCUCGGUAAGAACCUUGCAUACAUGGAGUCUCGCGUCAUUCUUGCACAGGUUUUGUUCAACUUUGACAUCGAGUUGAUCGACGAAAACAUGGACUGGAUGGAUCAGAGGUGCUUUGUUCUCUGGGAAAAGCCUGAUCUUAGGGUAAAGUUGAAGCCCGUGGAGGCACACUGA
Lasiodiplodia theobromae is the source of this 1524-nucleotide messenger RNA. RefSeq names its product Cytochrome p450 protein. The record is from RefSeq and is a predicted model, not a curated record. NCBI's taxonomy places the organism in Eukaryota, Fungi, Ascomycota, Dothideomycetes, Botryosphaeriales, Botryosphaeriaceae. Bases 1 to 1524 code for a protein of 507 amino acids. Gene Ontology annotation, molecular function: oxidoreductase activity, acting on paired donors, with incorporation or reduction of molecular oxygen; heme binding; monooxygenase activity. The transcript has 4 exons.